Molecule: messenger RNA, 3242 nt
Organism: Engraulis encrasicolus (European anchovy)
Lineage: Eukaryota; Metazoa; Chordata; Actinopteri; Clupeiformes; Engraulidae
Product: transmembrane channel-like protein 5
Exons: 20
Coding region: 1-2568 (855 amino acids)
Cellular component (GO): plasma membrane
Molecular function (GO): mechanosensitive monoatomic ion channel activity
Source: RefSeq, a predicted model, not a curated record
AUGGAGGCCCAGACACCUGGCAGCAGGAGAGGGUGGGGUCCAGGGGAGCUGGAGGAGGAGGAGGAGGAGGAAGAUGGGGUUCCCAAGACACCUGGCAACAAGAGAGGGUUGGGUCCAGAGGAGGAGGAGGAGGAUGGGGUUCUCAAGACACCUGGCAACAAGAGCGCGUUGAGUCCAGGGGAGGCUACCAGCCUGGCUAUUAGUCACGAUGCGGGUAUCGGCGGCGGCGGUGGUGUUGGCGGAGGUGGCGCGUCUCGGGGCGACUGGAGGGAGGGUUGGGGAGGCUCCUCGUCCUCCAUGCUGCCCAGGUCCGUACCUGCGUCGCCGCCCACGGAGACGCCAAGAUGGCAGCCAAUACAGAGCUACACGAUCGCAAUGCGGCACAGGGGAACAACAAAAUCAAUGAGUAUGUGGGGCCUGACAGAGGAGGACAUCCAGGAAGAAAUGGAGAACGAGGAGCAGGACCUGGUCAAGAGCUUGGUUGCCAUGUCAAACCAAGACUGUGACACAGCUAUCCGUGCUCUAGCAAAGAGCUUCAAUGAGAAGAAACACAUACGGAGUCAAGUCAUGGCAUCCAGAUCGGUCCGGAGAAAGCACCAGCUCACCUGCUGUGCCGACUGCUCUGGUCGGCUUGCACUGUUCCAGCGCAGGUUGCGUAUGGGCCUGGCGUCGGCCCGGCAGGCCCUGGUGCUGUGGCAGGCCUUCCUGAAGGAGGUGGGCGGCAAGUUCGGCUCCAGCGUGCUCUCCUACUUCCUGUUCCUCAAGUGGCUGCUGAUGUUCAACCUGCUAUCCUUCCUCGUCACCUUCAGCUUCAUCACCAUCCCGCAGCUGGUGUCUGGGCACGACGCCAACAACACCGAACCCUUCACGGGCCUGGAAUUGCUCACGGGAACGGGUUACUUCAGUAAAACAGUCAUGUACUAUGGCGGCUACAGCAACAAUACGGUCGGCAUGUCUCCCAGUCCAACGUACAACCUCCAGCUGGCCUACCUCUUCACAAUAGCUGCAUAUAUGCUGCUGUGUGGAAUCUCUCUCCUAUACAGUAUGGCGACAUCGUUCCAGAAGAACUUUGUGCUGCAGGGAGCCUCCGGCGGGGCUUGGACGGUGCUCUGCAGUUGGGACUUUGGUGUGACCAGUGAGAAAGCAGUGCACCGACGCAAAGCCAACCUCACCAUCCAGCUCAAGGAGUCCCUGGCAGAUAAGGCCCAGAAGGAUCAGCUGUCAUCCUCAGAGCAGUGCGUACGCCUCCUGAUCCACCUGGGCACCUGGUUCCUCUCCACCGGAUUGGCUGUCGGCUCCUGCGCUGCCAUCUACUUCCUGUCCGAAUUUGAGCAGGAGCUACAUACUAAAGACGCAUCCUCUGACAACAAGCAGCUGAUCGAUGCUUCCACCCUCCUCGUGCCGUUCGUGGUGUCUCUGGUCAACCUGGUGAUCCCUCUCAUCUACUCCCUCUUCAACAAGAUCGAGCACUUUGCCAACCCACGCAUGCAGGUCUACACCGUCAUCAUCAGAAACGUCCUCCUGAAGAUGUCCAUCCUGGGUAUCCUGUGUUACUACUGGAUGGAUCAGGUGGCAGACAGUAGUGGUGGCAUGCGAGAUCAGUGUUGGGAGACUGCUGUUGGUCAGGCGUUGUAUCGGCUCGUGGUGGUUGAUUUCUUCUUUCUGUUGUUGGGGUCCUUCUUUGGAGAAUUCCUGAGCAAUGUCAUUGGCAGCCGCCUGGGCUUUGGCAUUCCGGAAUUUGACAUUGCCCGGAACGUUCUAGACCUCAUCUACUCCCAGACGCUCGCAUGGAUUGCCACCUUCUUCUCUCCUCUCCUGACCAUCAUACAGAUAUUGAAGUUCUUCAUUCUGUUUUACGUCAAAAAGGUGAGCCUGAUGAACAACUGCCAGCCCCCGCGGCGCACCGGGAGAGCGGCCCAGAUGCAGACCUGCUUCAUCGCCCUGCUCUUCUUCCCCUCCUACGUGGGGGCCCUCGCCAUAGUGGCCUACACUGUCUGGAGUUUGGAGCCAUCGGAGAGCUGCGGCCCUUUCCGCAGCCUAGAGAAGCCCUUUGAAGUGGUGGAGCAGUGGAUGGACAUGGAGGAACAGGAGUGGGUGGUCUGGAUCUACGAGAACGUCAUCAAGAGCGAACUCUUCUUCUACCUACUGGCUCUCUUUAUGCUCGUGGUGACCUAUUUCUUCUGGCAAGUGACAAGGGGACGAAAACUGCUCAUCGUGCUGCUCAGACAACGCAUCGUGAACGAAGGGACGGAUAAAGUGUUCCUGCUCGACAGACUAAAAGAUCUCCAGAAAGCAAAUAAGGCAUCCGCCAAUAAACCGAAAAACAAGAGGAAACCUAAUCAAAGGAAUGUCAGCAAUAGACAGUGGUAUUCAGAACCUGACUAUGAACCUGCUCCUCCGAGUCGGCCCUCUCAGACUGUGCCCCAGCCCCAGCCCCAGCCCCAGCCCCAGUACCAGCCACAUUACCAGCCGCCCCCGUCGACCCCAUCAGCCCCCAGUGCUCUCAUCCAGGCCAUGCUGGCCAGGCAGCAGGCGGAGGCCGAGAUGGAGGACGAAUACGACUACUGAAUACGACCCUUUUACACGCACACAUGUGCCAUCACACACAUGUGCUAUCUCUCUCGCACUCUGUCAUAUACACACUGUCUCUCACACAAACACACACACACGCGUGCGCACACACACACACACACACACACACAGUUCUUGACCAGGGGUGCAUUUCUAGAAACCAUAGUUGUUAGCCAGUUAGCAACUUGGGUAGUUGCCAAUGGGAAAUUGCAUUGCAAACAACAUAGUAGCUAAUGUAGUUAGCAACUAUGGUUUCGAGGAAUGCACCCCAGACUUGACCGUUUCAGCACAUUAUGACAUAGAGGGGGCACUGUGAACACCUGAAAACUGAGAACUGGAUGAAAAAGUAUCACUUGUCAGUGAAAGUAUCACUUGCCAGUGCACUAUUUUUUAUAUCUUAAAUCAACACGGAGGAGUGUUUUUUCAUGUUUAAGAUAAUGCUGCAAAAAAAAGUUUAGUGCUUCAUCAAUUUGUGACAGCAUGGAAGGUAUCUCCGAAUUUUCUUUACAUCACUCUAUGGCCGAUAAUCACACUGAGAAAGUGUGGUACCUCUCUGUAAUUCUCUGUACUGUAUGUAACGAUGAGGCGGUAACACGUUACAAUAAGGGAUGCAGAAAAAGAUUUGUAAAGAGUCAAGACUUUAUUCUUAAUUAUUUAUAAAAUAUCUACAA